Paracoccidioides lutzii Pb01 is the source of this 363-nucleotide messenger RNA. RefSeq lists its product as hypothetical. Bases 1 to 363 code for a protein of 120 amino acids. The record is from RefSeq and is a predicted model, not a curated record. The transcript has 2 exons.
AUGCCUGAUCAGCAAGCCAAGCUGAUUACAGCCCAUACCACAGUGAGAUCAGUCUGUCUACAUUGUGUUGAAUAUGCUAAUUCAACUCCUUUAAAAGAUGAAGUGGAGAUGCCUGCAGCAACCUCUAGCCCAUCAUCAGCAACUGACUCUAAAGAAUUGCAACUGAAAAGAUUAGAUCUUGAACAUCAAAAGAUUGAUUUAGAACUUCAAAAAGAGAGGAGCAAAGAAUUACAGCUUCAACUUCAAUUGAAGAGGCUCUGCACUCAGAAUGACAAGGCUAUGAUGCCUGCAAAUCUGCUGCAUGUGAAUAUGAAGGCCAAGCUAAUUGAUGCUCAAUGCUGGGUUAUAUUAGAGGACAAGUAA